This is a messenger RNA of Aspergillus caelatus, 509 nucleotides long. RefSeq names its product DUF1903-domain-containing protein. Gene Ontology annotation, cellular component: mitochondrial intermembrane space. NCBI's taxonomy places the organism in Eukaryota, Fungi, Ascomycota, Eurotiomycetes, Eurotiales, Aspergillaceae. Bases 167 to 406 code for a protein of 79 amino acids. The transcript is spliced from 4 exons. The record is from RefSeq and is a predicted model, not a curated record.
UGGCAGUUCACUUUUCAUUAUCCUUGGGGGUUCAUGUGUUUGUUUUUCCUUUAAAUGAUUCUUAUAAUUGCAUAGUGAUAUAUGCAAUUGGCUUAACCAUCAACUUACUUUGUCUUUCGCCUCUGUUUUUGAUAUUGCUGGUUAUAUACCUGGAUACUAUUGCGUCAUGGGAGGACUAAAGGAGGAUCUGGCAUACGACCCCCCAUGUCAUCCACGGGCAUGUGCCAUUCAAAGCUGUUUAACGAAGAACUCAUACCAGGAAGAAAAGUGCCAAUCCCAGAUAAAUGCCCUGUAUGAAUGCUGUAACGCCUUCUACCAAGCUCAAGGGGAGGAUGCAAAGACGCCCAGUUGCCCUAAGCCUAGUCUACUCAAGCUGAGGAUGAAACAACGUGGUCAAGACAACUGAGACUCUCGCUCUCUUUUUUUCUUGCAUGGAUACUUCUUGUCCGUUGCAAUGCAACAAGAUCUGUACAUACAGCUGCCCAUAUAUAAACUACGGGCUGUUAAGC